AUGCAGCAGUUCAUAAGCCUGGCUAUGCAUAGUUUCAUUGCUUCGGGUGUGUUUUCACCCCGCAGUGUGAAUAUAGAAGCUUCAGAACUUCGAGAACUGGCCCUUUUGGCCAUCAAAGCCGAGCUCUUUCAAUUCUACAAGAACCUGAGAUCUACCGACCAAAGGUGGCGAGAGAAGGGAUCCGAGGUCUGGAACUUGACUAUGGCAAUAGGCAUGAUUGGAAAUGAGGAUACCUACAACUUGUCGGCAAAAGCAGCUGAGUCGCACGGUCUUCUUAGAUUCGUCCUCUGGCUGCUGCACAAGUACGCCGAUGAAUUCGCCAAGCAGCCGGAUGAGCUGGCUCGCAAGUUCGCACUCUUGACGGCUUGUACAGAAGCUGCCCAUGCCAUGGACGAGCUGCUGGAGUUGGAAUUCCGACAGUUCACUCGACAACAUUGCCAGGCCCUGCUGCAGCUGUACCUACGCUUUUUAACGCUUUACUUGAAAGCGGGCGGUGUAUGGAGGCCGAAAUGUCAUCUUCUUGUGCACAUGAUUCAGCGGGCUCUUCACAGAGGGAAUCCGCGAUUGUACUCCACCUAUCGUGACGAAAGCUUGAAUGGGGUCAUAGCCAAGAUUGCUCGUUCUGCUCAUCGCAGCACUUGGUCGAAUGUGAUCCACUGGAAAUGCAACUUUCUUCAGCAAAAGAAGCUGGAGUGCUCGAGUGAGUGA
Molecule: messenger RNA, 708 nt
Organism: Symbiodinium sp. CCMP2592
Lineage: Eukaryota; Dinophyceae; Suessiales; Symbiodiniaceae
Source: the annotation of a GenBank genome assembly